Amphibalanus amphitrite is the source of this 2122-nucleotide messenger RNA. Its product is annotated as inositol 1,4,5-triphosphate receptor associated 1-like. Lineage: Eukaryota; Metazoa; Arthropoda; Thecostraca; Balanomorpha; Balanidae. The transcript has 9 exons. The coding region runs from base 603 to 1919 and encodes 438 amino acids. The record is from RefSeq and is a predicted model, not a curated record.
GGCAGACUGGCGUGUCGACGGCGGUGGGAAGCCAUGCGGGCUCCGCUCGACGGCCCAGUGAGCGAGGUGCGGUGUGGCCACAGUGAGAGGGGUGAGCAGGUGAUGGGUUAGACGGUGAGCUCGGCGAGUCAGAAGCAGUGAGACCGGUGCCGGAGUGGCUGCGAGCUUUGAGAAGUGUGAGGUCAACCGUGAACAGUGUGUGUGAGGUCAAUUGUGGUGCGCUGUGAUACUGAAGAAGGCAGUAGCGUGCUGGCUAUUAGGAGAUACAGCGGGUCAGCCUGACAGUGAUCGAGGUAUAGUGACUGUGGUCUAUGCAUCAGUGCCAACCGUGAUGACGGCUGUCAGCAGAGCAGUAAGAAUAUCUGCAGUCUGAGUAGAGUCUGACAGAGCUUCAACCGCUUAUCGCCGUUUUAGUAACUCACCAAUAGCGCCAUCAAACCAUUUGUCAAUCAGCUUUCGGCGAUAAAUCAUCAACCAAGCCGAAAGUCACCGCGGACAGUCCAGCGUGAGCCGAAACUCUCCCAGGACACCGAUCACCCCGUCCCCGAGGGAAGUCACUGACAGGUCACGGACAACUACCAGUGACCGCUGCAGCGGCCGCGAUGCGCCGCUCCAUCUCGGAGGUGUGGCCGGUGGGUCUGUCCGGCCCGGUACCGCCGCGCUCCUCCUCUUUGCGUCGCUCUCUCUCGGAGGUCGCCGAAUGUGUGACCCCGUGCGGUGAUGAUACCGACGCGCCGACCUCCCUCCUGCCGGGAGGAGGUGAUGACGGCGAUGACGCCCGUGACCUGGUGAGACUGACGGCGGCAUCGGAUGGCCCCAGUGCGACAGAGGCGGCGGAGAAGCUGGUGCACCUGUACCAGGUGGUGGAGAGGGUGACCAACAAGUGUUACGUCUCCGACAGGAACGCCAACAAUACCGCUGAGAAGGACCUGGAGAACAAGUUCAGCUCGCUGGCGCUGGCCUUCAAGACGGAUCGACUCACCCUUCAGGAGCGUCUGGACGUGCAGCGGCGACACCGGGAUCAGGCGGAGCACAACCUGGAGCUGGAGACGCAGCGGUUCAGGGACCAGCUGAUGCAGCUGAGUCAGGCUGAUGAGGACCGUCCUGCGCACCUCAAGUCCCUGCAGCGGCAGGUGGAGAUCUUCAAACAGAUCUCACAGCGACUCUCCAGCACAGCAGAGGUGCUAGGCGCUGUGCAACAGGAGCUGCGCGUCUCACACGCCGUCGAGGUGAUGACUCAGCACGUGGAAAACCUGCGCCACCUCUACGACCGCGAGCACGCCGAGCUCGAGGAGGCACGCCGCGUGCUCGCCUCGCACAAACUCGCCCUGCAGGAGCCCGGGGCGACCAAGGCGGGCCCGCCGGGCCGGCGACGAGCCUCCAUCGCCGUGUUCGCCGCCGGCAGAGGCAGCCCCAGCAACGGAGAAGCCCGUCCGCCGACGGUGGCGCCGCCCAGUGGCUCGCCGACGAACCAAUUGAUGCUGAAACGGCGCAGAAACUCGGCCGAUGGGAAGAGUUUCGACUCGAUCACAGAGGAGAAGGAAGAGGAACGAGAGCAUGACGACACUGGAACGAAGCCGGAAACGGCGUCAGACGAGCUUUACAGACCGGACGAGGAUGAGCUGAGGUCACACGUGGAGUCGGCCGUUUCGGAUGAGCUGGCCUCUUUGCGCUCUGAACAGGAGCAAUUGGCCAACGACCUGCGCACGCUGCUUUCCCGACAAACGGGAGCCGUCGUCGAACAGACCUCCAUCGCCGGCCGAGUGGUGUGGGACCUGGUGCGCGCGUGGCCCUACUCCCGGGAGGAGACGGCGCACCACCUGCGGUUCUGUUGUGGCGGCCUGUUCCUGGUGCUGGCAGUGCUGGUGCUGCUGGUGCCGCCCGCCUUCGGCCUGCGGGGACACCAGCGGGACGUCUAGGAUGGCCAGGAAUGGUCUAGGAUGGGCGCCCCGGCCCGAUAUACAGAGACGGAGGUAGCGCCCGCUGGCGUCCCGUCCCGGCUGGCCGGCGGCUCGACGGAAACCCUGCGGUCGAGGCCGUCACGUCGGCAGCGUGUUGUUUGUGUACUGCUUCUGUUGUAUUGAUGUAUUUAUCGCCCGAAUAAAUAUCGGCUUGUUAUGAG